CGCAAACAGUUAUCAGUUAUUUAUGGAAUUUUUGGAUUAUUAAUUAGUAAUGUGUUAUGUGUUCAGUGUUAACAAGUUCACCCUUUUAUCAGUCCUUGAUCUUUCUUCCAGCGAUAACGCAAUUUUAAUUUAAUCGAGGAGGAAUUGGAAUAAUAAUCGCUUCAAUAUUGUUGUGUGUUAUGUAGUACACAGCAGUUUGUAGUUAUAAGAUUAAGUUAGUUUCACAGUUACUGCGAUCUAGAUAAUAAAGAAAAUGUACGCGUUACAACAUAAGCCCGAGAAAGAGUGCAUUCACUCGGGACAUUUCAUGGUGUCCACCUUUGAAGCCGAAGAACAGGACGAUGAGGACAAUGUGGCUGUUCCGAUACCCGAGAACACAUCGGAUACGGUUUCAGUUCCUUUACCACUAGUUUCUUCAGAGUCUAGCAGAAACGAGGUUAUAUCGAAGGAUCAUCCUAGGAACCAGCAGUUAUCUAUCGAUACUAGCUUAUCGAAGCUUUUCCGAGCCAUGUCUUUGGCAUACAGACAGAAAUUAACAUCACCAAAAUGGAAUCGAUUUCGGGGCAUAAGACUGAGGUGGAAGGAUAAGAUCCGCCUGAAUAACGUUAUUUGGAGAUGUUGGCAUUUGCAAUUUAUUAAAAAAGAAAACACAUUGAUUUGCCAAUUUGCUUCGCCCUUAGAUGUGGAUACACAUAAUAAGCCAGAGGCUGUCGUUUUGGAAGGAAAAUAUUGGAAAAGAAAAUUGGCCGCUGUCACAGCUGAGUACAAAAGAUGGCGAAUGUUCUACAGAAACAAUCUUCUCGGUCACAACAGGGAUUGUGCGGAUCAGUUGCUGGAUUUGGAUUUGAUAGGAUGGGAAUCGGGUAGCUCUGAAAACAUCGACAAUAUAAUGAUGGUAGAUGAGGACUACAUGGGUUUGAUGAGCGAUACAUUGUUUUCUACUAUUACAAAUCAACCCUUCGUUUUCCCAGAUUCUAGAGAAAUCGCUAAGGCCGGUUUAGCCGACUUUAUCCAGCCCAGUUUGGGGCCCCUGCAACCCAAUCUCGAGGAUUACAUGGACAUAGAUCCGUUUCAAGCAUUAAUCGCUAACAAGUUACCAACGGUCCCAGAAGAAAUUCAGCCGUCACAAAACGUCACUGGAUGGGGUUAUAUGGAUAGCCCCGAAGACACUAUGGAGAUGCCUCCUAUGCAACAAGUGUCCCAAUAUAGAGUUCCUCAAGCCGAAAUCCUCGAGACCCGCAAGCCAACUAUAACUCAACAAAGUUACGUGCAGCAACAGCAGUACUCCAGUAGUUCCAUUGCGUCGGUACAAUCUUAUUCAUCCGUCAUAUCCAAGAACGAUAUGGCAGCUAGCAAGGGAGCGACAUCCAGAAGCGGUUUGGCCUACAGCAAAUCUUCGGACGAUAUUUAUGCGAAUUAUUCACAACAAUCUCGAUCGGAUCAAGUCAUUAAUCGAGUUAUAAUAACCGAUGCAUCACAAACGCAGCGAGUACCGUCGCAGCAACAACAAGGCUCGCAAUCGAUGUUACCGGAGUAUUUGGAGUACAAAUUGGUGGCUUUGCCUCAGCAAAACCGAAAGCAAGGCUACGAGUUUUCCGUGAUGACGAGUCCGAGCGCGAAAUUCAACGGGCCGGUGUCUCAAGUGCAAUCGCAGUUGCAACCCUACGCCACUCUUUCGCAGUACGAUAAUCUUCCUCGUUCGAGCGACGAUAAGCCGAGAUCUAAGGGAGGGUCCAGAGGACGAGGUCGAUCCAGAUCGAAUACCAGGGAACCCUGUAAGAAACCCCCGCUCGUUUCGGCAGCUUCAGAUCCAUCCUUGUUGAAUUCUCAAAAUAGCGUUUUAUUGACUCAUUUAUUGGCUAAUAAUAAAAACCACUCGGGUGCCAUUUACACCCGUUCAGGCUCCUUAGAUAUGAUUCCCACUCAAGUGAGAAUCAAAGACGAAUCGAACGGUAACAACAGCCCGAUUUUAACCCAACCAUCUACGACUACUAUCAUAUUACCUGCCCCUGUUACCAUGUCCACAGUACAAUCUACAUCCACUGAACAAGUAAAUCUCUUACUGAAUUCGUACAGUAGCUCAAACAGCCCCAUCAGCCCCAUAAUGGAUCCGCUAUCUCAAAACAUCAAUUCACCAACGUCCUCCCAGGGCUCGGUGGGUUCCCCCGGCGGUGAGAGUUCCAGUUACCGCGACAGAAGGGCCGUGCAUAUACACGCCGAACAAAAGAGACGUUGCAACAUCAAAAAUGGCUUCGAUAUGAUCCAUUCGCUCAUACCGCACCUCAAUCAAAAUCCCAACGCCAAGCUAAGUAAGGCAGCUAUGUUACAAAAGGGAGCCGAAUACAUUCGGCAAUUGAGAGACGAGAGGGGCAAAUUGAAGGCUGAAAUGGAUUCUUUGCGACAGCAAAUCGAUACUCUGAAUUCCGCAAUCAGUGUAUUAUUUUCCAGUAAUUGUCAAUCUUUGUUACCGGCGACCGGUGCUCCCGUUUCCCGGAGAAACGACAGCAGAAUGCUGGAAAUGUAUGAAGAAUAUGUUCGAAUGCGCACCAUGGAAAAUUGGAAAUUUUGGAUCUUUGGUUUGAUAUUUAAAUCGUUAUUGAAUUCAUUCAACAACUUUGUGUCUAGUUCGAGUCUAGAUGAUCUUUAUAGGUCAACAUUACUGUGGACUGAACAGUAUUGCUCACUCGUAGAUCUCAGGCCAGUGGUGCUUAACUCGUUGAAAUAUUUGUGCACAACAACGGAUGUUUUAACGAAACCGGAGAGGUUACCAGAUGAAACUCAACAACUAGCUCAAAAGAAAGGCUCGUUAAACAAUUUUAAUUUAUAACCAACUUAUAUGUUGUUCGUUUUAUUUGUGGUUUUUGCAAUAAUCUCUAAAAAUUCUACAGAUUAUGCGAAUAAGACUCAUUGUUUUCUACUUUUGUAACUUAAUAAUUCGAUUUUUUUAUGGAGUUCGCAACGAAUUGGUCUCAUUUAACAAAUUUCUCCGGAAGAUAUUUUAUUAGUUAGAUGUUAUUUGAAAAUGUCUUUAAUUACUAAUUUAAUUCCGAUUGAAACGGUUCACUAUACAUUAUAAUUUAAUGCCCUUUAAGUACAAUUGUUUUAAUAUUUAAUUAAAUUCGUUGUAUAAGUGUUUUGUAACUGCAAUUAUCUUUUAAGUUUUCUAUUAAGUGCCUUACUAGGAGUACGUGAUAAUUUUUGUGUUUGUAAAAAUAUGCAUUUUUACUUAUAUAUGUAAAAAGGUACUUACACAGUUUACCAUCAUUUCAUAAUUAAACUACAUUAAUGUAUAUUCAAACUUCAUUGUGAAAGCGGUGUUCAAGUAUAAAAUUAAUUUUGUUUUAAUUAAUCUCGGGCUACUAUACUUUGUCCUUAUACCUAUGCAUAUAUUAUAUAUAAUAUGUAAGUGAUGUAUAAUACUAUACACAUAUUUGUAUAAUAUUUAUAUUGAAUGUUUUUGUUUAU
Molecule: messenger RNA, 3465 nt
Organism: Phyllotreta striolata
Lineage: Eukaryota; Metazoa; Arthropoda; Insecta; Coleoptera; Chrysomelidae
Source: the annotation of a GenBank genome assembly